CAGAUGACAUGGCGCCAACAAGGUGACAACAUGGCAGCAGCACAUGUGGCAUGCAUGGAAGACUAGUAGCAUAGAGAUGCUCCUAGGAUUCUCCACCAUAAUGUAGAGCUUUAUAGUGCACUUAUGAGUCACAUAAUGGUGACAUUGAUAGAGUGCAUAAUGGGGGGACUUAAUGGGGUGUAUUGAUGUAGUAGAGGGACUUUAUGAGGGGCAUUGAUGCCUUGUAUGUGGAGAGGCCUAUAUAAGGAGCCAUCUCCCUCAUUUGUACUCAUUCCAUCAUUUUUGAGAGUAAUACACACUAGAGAGUUCUCCCAUUCCCUUUGUCUUUGUUCUUGUUCUUUGCUUUCAAGUGAGUUGAGAGAAAGGCUGCCUAGCGCUCUAACGGAAUUGAGAGCUAGGGCCGCACGAUCGAGAGUAAGGUCGUGACAAGUGGUAUCAGAGCCUGGUUCGGCUUUGUGCUAGCAAAGUUGAACCUAGAGCCAGAAGGAAAGGAAGAACCUCACCAAAAAUGACGGGAUCAGAAGUCCACGACGAUGAGAAGCACCGUGGAAGGGAUACCGUGAAGAAUCCCAAACCAAAGGGUGACAAGUCAAGCACUCGUGAUCCUAUGACGUCUCUAGAGAGGCGUGUCUCUAGAAUGGAGGUGAAGUUGGCGGAAGACAUCAGUGCCAUCGAGGAUUUGGGAGCAAACUUCACCCAAGUCGAAAGCGAUUUUCAAGGUAUGAAUGCUCGUUUGUCGAGCUUGGAGAUUGGUAAUGAUGGCUUACGAGAAGAGCUUGUGGCCCUCAUCAACAACACCAUCACCACAUCCUUGAACAACGCCAUUGGAGUAGUGAAAGAGCAAGUCCAGGCUGAGCUGGUCGGCGUGAAGGAGGAGAUUGCAGAUCUCAAAAGUGAGGUCACUCUCGUGAAGAGAGCCAUGGCUAGCGGACCAGCCACGGUGCAAUCCGUCCCACGUGCUGAUAUUCCAAGACCGAAGAGCUUCGGAGGUUCACGGAAUGCGAGGGAGUUAGAGAACUUCCUUUGGAGUCUUGAGCAGUACUUCAAGGCGUCCGGCAUCCAAGAGGAUGAGGUAAAGAUUCGUACCGCUCCACUUUACUUGGUUGAUGUUGCCAUGGUGUGGUGGAGGCGACGUGAAGCGGACGUCGAAAGAGGUACUUGUGUGAUGGUAACGUGGGAAGAUUUCAAGAGAGAAAUCAAGAGGCAGUUCUACCCAGAGAACGUGGAGUUUGAAGCCCGUUCGAAGUUGAGAAGACUCACCCAGAGGGGUGGAGUUCGAGAAUACGUGAAAGAAUUCUCGGAGCUGCUUCUAGAGAUCCCGGACAUCACGGACAAGGAGGCCAUGCACGGCUUUCUUGAUGGGCUGCAACCAUGGGCCAAGAUGGAGAUGCAACGUCGAGGAGUGCAAGACCUUGCAACUGCCAUGGCCACGGCGGAGUCUUUUGUCGAGUACAAACGACAAGAGAGCAGCGGCAGAGAGAAGAGUUCGAAGCCCAACAAAGGUGGAGAACAGCAGAAGCCUUUCAAGGAGGGUUCUCGCACUCAACAACACCAAGGUGGUUCGAGCAAAGGGGGUAAGUACGAGCCAAAACCCAUGACUUGCUUCCUUUGCGAUGGACCACAUCGAGUGCGAGAUUGCCCAAGGAAGGCGAGAUUAGCAGCCAUGGAAGCUCAAGAUGAGGAGCCCAAGGCGGCGGAGGCCAAGAUUGGCUCAAUCCGCAAGCUUGGCGCGGCAAAGACCGACGUCAAGGAGAGCAAGCGGGGGAGGUGCUAUGUUCUGGCGCAAUUCAUGCAAGGCAAGUCAAAAGCCUUGGUGGAUACCGGUGCCACGGACAACUUUCUUCGCGUCGAGGAGGCAAACCGGCUGGGUAUUGCCUACGAGAAGGGGCAAGGGAGGCUCAAGACGAUCAAUUCGGAGUCCAUCCCGAUUCAUGGAGUGGCGCACAACGUACCAAUAAAGCUUGGCAAGUGGGAAGGCCUCAUCGACUUUUCCGUCGUCACCAUGGACGAUCACCCAGUCAUCCUCGGCAUCCACUUCCUCGACAAGGAGGGAGUGCUUUUGAAGCCCAACUCCAACACGAUGUGCUUGGAGAAGGAAGGGGAGUUCCAUACUGUUCAUCUCUUGAGAGAAGAUGGUCCCCAUAGUGCUCUAUCGGCCAUGCAAGUGGUGAAGGGGUUCAAGAAGAAUGAACCAACCUUUCUUGUGUCCUUGAAGACGGAGGAAGAAGGAGGCUCAACAGGAAUCACAACUCCCAUCAUCGAAGGUGUCCUCGAAGAGUUCGAUGAUGUGAUGCCAUCGGAGUUGCCCAAGAAGCUGCCACCAAGAAGAGAGGUGGACCACAAGAUCGAGUUGGAGCCAGGAGCGAAGCCCCCUUCGCGAGCACCAUACCGCAUGUCGCAACCGGAGUUAGAAGAAUUGCGGAGGCAACUCAAGGACUUGGUGGACGCAGGCUACAUGCGGCCAUCGAAGUCACCUUUUGGAGCACCGGUGCUGUUCCAAAAGAAGAAGGAAGGGUCGUUGCGGAUGUGCAUCGACUAUAGAGCCAUCAACAAGUUGACGGUGAAGAACAAGUGGCCGAUUCCCAACAUUGCCGACUUGUUCGACCAGCUUGGAGAUGCGAUGUGGUUCACCAAGCUAGAUCUUCGCUCGGGCUACUAUCAAGUGCGGAUAGCAGAGGGCGACGAGCCAAAGACGGCUUGUGUGACGAGGUAUGGCUCUUACGAGUUUCUUGUGAUGCCAUUCGGUCUCACCAACGCACCAGCCACGUUUUGCACUUUGAUGAAUCAAGUGUUCGAGCCAUUCUUGGACCAGUUUGUCGUGGUCUACUUGGAUGACAUCGUCGUGUAUAGCAAAACACUCGAUGAGCAUGCCGAGCAUCUACGCCAAGUCUUCCAAGUCCUUCGCAACAACGAGUUGUACGUCAAGAGGGAGAAGUGCACAUUUGCCGCCACGGAGGUUCCAUUCUUGGGGCACGUCAUUGGUGGAGGCAAGUUGAAGAUGGAUGGAGCGAAGGUGCAGGCAAUCCAAGAAUGGGAGCCGCCGACGAAGGUGCUAGAGUUGCGGUCAUUCCUCGGCCUUGCCAACUACUAUCGGAGGUUUAUCAAGGGCUACUCCAACAUUGCAGCACCCUUGACGGAUCUCUUGAAGAAGAACAAGGCGUGGGAUUGGUCGGAAAGGUGCCAAGAAGCGUUCGAGGCCUUGAAAGCAGCGGUGAUGAAGGAGCCCGUGCUCGUGCUCCCCAACCCGACGUUGGCCUACGAAGUGCAGACCGAUGCGUCCGACUUCGCGAUUGGAGGAGUGUUGAUGCAAGAUGGGCAUCCCAUUGCCUUCGAGAGUCGGAAGCUCAGCGAGACGGAGAGGCGAUACACCGUUCAAGAGAAGGAGAUGACGGCCGUGGUGCAUUGCUUGCGCACAUGGAGGCACUACUUGUUGGGGUCAAAGUUCGUAGUGAAGACGAAGAACGUGGCAACGAGCUACUUUCUGACGCAGAAGAAGCUCACCCCUAAGCAAGCGAGGUGGCAAGACUUUUUGGCCGAGUUCGACUUCGUUAUGGAGUACAAUCCAGGCAAGGCGAAUUCCGUUGCCGAUGCUCUUAGCCGCAAGAGUGCAGCCGCAAGCAUCACCCAGCCCACGUUUCCUUUGAAGGAGCGGAUCGUUGAAGGCCUUGGCCAUGACCCCUUCGCCAAAACCGUAGCGGAGUACAUUGAGCAAGGUAAAACUCGGCGGUUUUGGAUGAAGGAUGGGCUCAUCAUGACCAAGGGAGAGCGGAUGUUCGUGCCAAGAUGGGCCAACUUGAGGAAGGAGAUCAUGAAGGAGUGCCAUGAUUCCAAGUGGGCGGGCCAUCCCGGCAUCGAGAGAACGCAAGCGCUCAUCGAAGAAGCAUAUUUUUGGCCGCGUAUGAGAGACGACGUGGAGAUGUAUGUGAAGACUUGUCUUGUGUGCCAACAAGACAAGAUGGAGCAGAGAAGCCCGGCAGGCUUGCUAGAGCCCUUGCCCACGCCUCAACGACCAUGGGAGAGUGUGAGCAUGGACUUCAUCAUCGGACUUCCCAAAGUCGAUGGAUGCGGUUGCAUCAUGGUUGUGGUGGACAGAUUCUCGAAGUAUGGAGUGUUCAUUCCUGGGCCAAAAGACUUAACGGCGGAGGAUGCGGCACGGCUAUUCUUCAAGAACGUGGUCAAGUAUUGGGGCAUUCCUAGCAGCAUCGUGAGCGACAGAGAUGGGCGCUUCACGGGCAGAUUUUGGCGAGAGUUGUUCAAGAUCAUGGGCUCAAACUUGAACUUCUCGACGACAUUCCAUCCUCAAAGCGACGGACAGACGGAGCGGGUGAAUGCCUUGUUGGAAGUGUACUUACGGCACUACGUGAGUGCAAACCAACGAGAUUGGGUGAAGUUGAUGGACACGGCGCAGUUUUCCUACAACUUACACCGCAGCGAGUCGACCAACACGAGUCCAUUUGAGUUGGCGACGGGGCAACAACCUUUGACACCUACGACGGUGGCAACGGGGUAUAGAGGCAACAGUCCGGCGGCCUACAAGUUCGCUAAAGGUUGGCACGAGAAGAUGGAGAUGGCCAAGUCUUACUUAGCCCGCGCUAGUAAGAAGAUGAAGAAAUGGGCGGACAAGAAGCGGCGGCACUUGGAGUUUGAAGAGGGAGACAUGGUGAUGGUCAAGUUCUACCCUCAUCGCUUCAAGCAUCUCAAGAACGUGCACAAGGGACUGCUUCGCCGCUACGAAGGGCCAUUCCCCAUCGUGAAGAGGAUUGGCAAUGUGGUAUACAAGGUAGAGCUGCCGACGCACUUGGAGAUCCAUCCGGUCUUUCAUGUGAGCCAACUCAAACCUUACCACGAAGACAAGGAGGACGAGCAGCGAAGGGAGCCGCAGCGUGCACCAACACUCGUCACCAAGACACACGACCAUGAAGUCGAAGAAAUCAUGGCGCGUCGUGUCAUUCCUCGUCGCGGCGUACAUCCAAGCUUUGUGGAGUACUUAGUCAAGUGGCGCAACCUUCCGGAGAGCGAAGCAACAUGGGAGAAAGAGCUCACGCUUUGGAAGAACAAGGACUUGAUCGAGGCAUUCCAUCAAGAGGACGCGACGAGGGCGUCGCGAGCAUAGGUGGGGGAGGAUGUCACAUGUGGCAGAUGACAUGGCGCCAACAAGGUGACAACAUGGCAGCAGCACAUGUGGCAUGCAUGGAAGACUAGUAGCAUAGAGAUGCUCCUAGGAUUCUCCACCAUAAUGUAGAGCUUUAUAGUGCACUUAUGAGUCACAUAAUGGUGACAUUGAUAGAGUGCAUAAUGGGGGGACUUAAUGGGGUGUAUUGAUGUAGUAGAGGGACUUUAUGAGGGGCAUUGAUGCCUUGUAUGUGGAGAGGCCUAUAUAAGGAGCCAUCUCCCUCAUUUGUACUCAUUCCAUCAUUUUUGAGAGUAAUACACACUAGAGAGUUCUCCCAUUCCCUUUGUCUUUGUUCUUGUUCUUUGCUUUCAAGUGAGUUGAGAGAAAGGCUGCCUAGCGCUCUAACGGAAUUGAGAGCUAGGGCCGCACGAUCGAGAGUAAGGUCGUGACAAAACAAAGGAAGAGUUUGAAAUGAUUUUGCCUAUGAGAUGGAUACUCACAUCCAACUCACUAGUUUAUUUCGAUGAUGAAUGGAGGUGGGAUGACCCCAAAGAUGCACCAAAAUGCAGUGACCAUAGUGAGAAUAAUUUGCCUCCAAUACUUGAAGCAUUGAUUUGAAAUAGAGAAUCCUUUGCACUCAAAUGAGAAUGUAUAUAUAGAGUCAAGGGCUGACUAAAGUAAAUGAGAAUGUAUAUCGUUUGGAUGGAUCAAUUGUAAAACGAGACAAUUUGACCAAUUGUUUCAUUUUACAAAACGAGUUAUUUAAAACGAGUCAGUUCAGAUUACCUGCCACCACCCCAGAUAAUUGUAAUUGACUCAAAAUGAGUCAAUUCCUCAGCCACAUUGCUUCAUCCAUAUUUUCUGCUGCCAAACGGAUCAAUCUGACACAAUUGUCUCAAAAUGAGACAAUUGUGUCAGAUUGAUCCAUUGGAAUUCCUCAUCCAAACGACCCAGGGUUAAGGGCUAACUGAAGUAAUGGUUGGGGCACUAAAAAAACAUUUCAACGGUGUAGUUGAUAAUAAGGUUGUUCUGGUUAACCACGAUAGAUUUAUCACUUUUUUUUUACAAAAAAUAAUAAUAUAUUGAUUGAAAAAAGAUAGUUACAUCCUCGAAUUCAAUCAAGCAUGAAAAUCAAAGAAACGACUCAUAGUCGGGUACAAAGACUGAGCCUUUCUAGUCACCACAUGAGCUACCCCUAUUGCUACUCCGACCUACAAAUCGCAUACUGAACCCCACGUUCAAAACAAAAAUCUGCACAAUCUCUUCCAGAAUAGUCCCCACUUGAAUUAGGUUUAUCACAUUGUCAAUCGAACUACUCACAAAUUAAAUUAAAUUUUCCACUUCUAGUUUUUGAAAAUAUCGAUGGUUAGUUUUGUAGAGUUUUAUCUAGUUUCAUGAUAAAUAACUUGAUCAUAGACAUUGGAAACUUUAGAUGCAUAUAGUAGAGAUGGCAACGGUUCAGGUCCGGGGUAGAUAGUGUAUAUCUGUUACCCUAUUCUAGGGCAGCAAACGAGCCGAGUCAUGUCGAGUUUUUUCUUAGCUUGAGCUCGGCUCGUUUACAAAAAUUUUAGUUCGAGCCAAAUUUUGAUAAUCCAGCUCGAACUCGACUCGGUAGAGCUCGAUAAAUGCUCAUUAACACA
Molecule: messenger RNA, 6753 nt
Organism: Linum trigynum
Lineage: Eukaryota; Viridiplantae; Streptophyta; Magnoliopsida; Malpighiales; Linaceae
Source: the annotation of a GenBank genome assembly